Paramecium sonneborni is the source of this 1472-nucleotide messenger RNA. NCBI's taxonomy places the organism in Eukaryota, Ciliophora, Oligohymenophorea, Peniculida, Parameciidae. The record is from the annotation of a GenBank genome assembly.
UUGUGAUUAAAAACAAUAUGUAAUAAUAAUAAAAGAAACAAAGUUGGAUUCAAUAAUUAUUUUGUGGAUGUGUUCGUGAAGAACCUAUUAAUUAGGAUUAGAGAAUACAACGUUUAUCAAGUAAGAUGGAAAUUUAGAAGCAGAAGCCUAUAAAUAUAACAUCUAUAUAACAGCAAUCUGAAGGAUGGUUGAAUAAGACUACAUCUUAAGAAGUUGAUUAUUCAGCAGAUAUUGAAAAAGAUGUAGAUUCAGAUGAAGAUCACUAAAAAAUAUAUAAUAGAUAACUUUCAUAUUUGGAGCAGAAUUCUUAGCUACAAAAGACAAGUUUUUCUGAUGUAAAUAUUAUAGAAUAAAAUAGGAAUUCAAUUCAAACAAUAUAGAAAUGAAGUUAUUGCAUCGUAAAGGUGGUUUAUUAUCAAGAUAAAGCAAUAUUUAAAUAGAAAUGUAAUCUAAUUUAUGGAUUAUGAAAAUCUUUAAAGAUGUUUAAUUGAUUGUUCAAGAUAAAUAAUUUGAAUAAAAAUUUAAAUCUCAAUUGAUCAAUUCUUCUAUUGUUGAUAUAAUAAAACAAAGAAUUAAAUCGAAUUCUGUUUUGUUAGCUCAUGAUCCAACAGGAUCAAUCUUACUUAAAUUAGCAAGUCCCAGUAGAAAGAUAUAAUAUUUGAUAUAAGAUAAGACAUUUUAAAAUAUAAUUGAUAGAGGGAUUUGUAAAUUAAAAGUGAAAGUAGAUAAAGUAUUCAAAAUGGAUUUAGAUCAGAAAUUAGAUAUUGUUGUAGUAAAUCUAUAUUAUGUGGAUUGUAAAGAUAAUCUAAAAAACAUUCUUUAUGAAUAUUUACAAUAUGCUCAUGAUAUUAUUAUUCUUCUAUCAUCAAACAUAGAAAAUUCCAUAAUUUAUGAUUCUGCUGAGUAAGCUAUUUCAUUAUCAGAAUAAUCUAAUUAAAGUUGCAGUGUUGAACUUCAAAAUUUGACUGAUAAUAAUAAUACCAUUGUUGCUAAAUUACUAUACUAUGGUGAUAUUACAGAAGUAAUUCAAUUUUUAAUUAUUAUUUUAGAUCACAUUAAAUGAUGAAUUGAAUUUUGUUUAUUCAUGCAUUGAUUCAUAAAUCAAAAAACAAUAUAAUUAUAAACUAAUGUUUAAAGAUUUAAGAAAUCAAUUAGGGAUGAGCAAACUCAUUAAAUUACUUAAUCAAUUUUAAAUCAUUUCAGGAAUUGGUUCUUUUCAUGAGUUUGCUACUAAUGUUAAUGGAACUAAAGAUAAAUAUUAGUUAAUUAACUUUUAAACUAAAGAAUUUGACAAUGACAAUCAAGAGGCUAAACAUAAUUUAAGUAAAUCCUAAUCUUCAUCCUCAUCUACUGAAUCUGAACCUGAGGAUAAUUUUAAUAAAUUAGCUACCAAAAGUGAUUCAUUUAAUCAAUCUUAGAUGCUGCAACCACUUUUGCUCAAACAGACUUAUUCAUAACCCUUUAAUAAUUGA